UAAAUGACGGGCGGAGUCGGCCGGCAACUUCCGGUUAGGGGAAGAAAUUUGGGCGGUAGGAGGAGCCGUGGAGAGGGAGGAGGAGGAAGAGAACAGGGCCGGGCGGUGGCGGUCGGUGUAGGUUGUGUGGUGGCAGCGGCUUUCCCCCGUGCGGACGAUGGACAGCCAGGGCAGGAAGGUGGUGGUGUGCGACAACGGCACCGGGUUUGUAAAAUGUGGAUAUGCAGGCUCUAACUUUCCAGAACACAUCUUCCCAGCUUUGGUUGGAAGACCUAUUAUCAGAUCAACCACCAAAGUGGGAAACAUUGAAAUAAAGGAUCUCAUGGUUGGUGACGAGGCGAGUGAAUUACGCUCAAUGUUAGAAGUUAACUACCCUAUGGAAAAUGGCAUAGUACGAAAUUGGGAUGACAUGAAACACCUGUGGGACUAUACAUUUGGACCAGAGAAACUUAACAUAGAUACCAGAAAUUGUAAAAUCUUACUCACAGAACCCCCUAUGAACCCAACCAAAAACAGAGAGAAAAUUGUAGAGGUCAUGUUUGAAACUUAUCAGUUUUCGGGUGUGUAUGUAGCCAUCCAGGCAGUUCUGACUUUGUAUGCUCAAGGUUUAUUGACUGGUGUAGUGGUAGACUCUGGGGAUGGUGUAACUCACAUCUGCCCAGUUUAUGAAGGCUUUUCUCUCCCUCACCUUACCAGGAGACUGGAUAUUGCUGGGAGGGAUAUUACCAGAUAUCUUAUCAAGCUGCUUCUGUUGAGAGGAUAUGCCUUCAACCAUUCUGCUGAUUUUGAAACAGUUCGAAUGAUUAAAGAAAAACUGUGUUAUGUGGGAUAUAAUAUUGAGCAAGAGCAGAAACUGGCCUUAGAAACCACAGUAUUAGUUGAAUCUUACACACUCCCAGAUGGACGCAUUAUCAAAGUUGGGGGAGAGCGAUUUGAAGCCCCAGAAGCUUUAUUUCAGCCUCAUUUGAUCAAUGUUGAGGGAGUUGGUGUUGCUGAAUUGCUUUUUAACACAAUCCAAGCAGCUGACAUUGAUACCAGAUCUGAAUUCUAUAAACACAUUGUGCUUUCUGGAGGGUCUACUAUGUACCCUGGCCUGCCAUCGAGGUUGGAACGAGAACUAAAACAGCUCUACUUAGAACGAGUUUUAAAGGGAGAUGUGGAAAAACUUUCUAAAUUUAAGAUCCGCAUUGAAGACCCACCCCGCAGAAAGCACAUGGUAUUUCUGGGUGGUGCAGUUCUGGCAGAUAUCAUGAAGGACAAAGACAACUUCUGGAUGACCCGGCAGGAGUACCAAGAGAAGGGUGUCCGUGUGCUGGAGAAACUUGGUGUGACUGUUCGAUAGACUGCAAAGCUUAUCCCCAUCCUGCCCCUAACACUUUCUUCUUUCCUUUAUUGCCAAUCUUUGAACUCAUUCAACUCCAGGACAUGGAAGCGUCCUCUCUGUGCCCUUUGACUGGAAAGGUCAAGUUUUAUUCUGGUGUCUUGGCGAAGCUUUGUUAAAUUUUUGUUAAUGUGGGUAAAUCUGACUGUUUAAUUCAACCAUUUGCCUACAAAAACAAAGAGGGCAAAGGGCCCCUCCUCUGCUUUGUUUCUUCUAAGUAAUCAUUUAGAUCAUUCCUGUAGGCUUCCUCUUUUCACUUUACUGCUCUAAGGCUGCUAGUUUUAGUCUUUAGCACACUAGGUGGUAUGCCUUUAUUAGCAUAAAAAACUUUAACAGGAGCUUUUACAUAUUAUUGGGGUGGGGGUGGUUAGGGAUGGGUGGGCAGCCUCUGACCUCUUUAGGGCAUUUCCUCUGUAGUUUGGGCGCUUUCAGCAGUUACUGCUGCAGCUUUAAGUACCUUAAAGCUUCUCCUGUUAACAUCUUAGGGAAACGUUAGGGUCAGAACUAACGUGUUUGGGGUGGGUUUUUGCGUGGGGAGGGGAAAUGGGUGGUCUUUUGAUUUUGAUUUUUGAGAUUUUCUCUUCUGGGUACCCAAGAUAAACUUAAUUUACAAUACUUUGAUUUGGCAAGUUUUCUUCUACUUUUGGUCUGCCUGGAAGUGUUUCCAUAUGGUGUAAAAGGCAAGUGUAGUAUUCCAUUACCAUGUGGCUUUGGGAUUUUUAAAAAUCAAAUAUGUUGGCUGGGACUAGACUCCCUAGAAUCUCAAUGGAAAAGUAACGUUCAAAUGUUUUUGGUAACUCAAAUUACAGUUUUAAAAGUGCUUAAGACUGGUGUUUUCUAAAUGCUUCUAUUUAUUCCAGAAUGAUUAAGGUAAUGGGGGGCCAAGUACCAUUCUUAUAGAUUAUUCUUUUAUAUAGUUGAACAGUGUUUAUUUAAUAAAACAAGCAGGUACUUAUAAAUAAUUACUGUAGUAGGUUAUUCUAAUUGUGGGGUUAAAAAUUACAUUGGAAUAUGGGACUUGUUGCCAGUUGGGUAACUUCAUUAGGUUUUCUUUUGUUUUGAUUUGAAACUUGGAAACGGAGUAAAAUUUGACUAUUUAAAAUGUCCCCCCCAAAUCAAGAUUAAAUUAGUGUUUGUACCAAAAACUAAUCAUAAAUGUUAAUUCUCAGCCAUCUUUUAUGCUCGAGUAGAGUAGUUUAUAUUUUGUAAAUGUGAGCAGACUUUUCUGCCUGUGUCAGAAAAUCCUAUAACUCAAAGCCAUGAGAAAUUGUAUCACACUAAGUACAAAAUAUAAGUUCUAGAAAAAAGUUUCCCUUCAUUUCAAAACAUUUUUUACUAAAAUAAUGGCUUUGAAAGAAGUGGCUUAAUUUGGAGAGUGACAAAAUCAAGGAAUUAUUGACUUAAGUCUCUCUGAGAAAAUAUAAUUCAUUUAUGUGAAAUAAGUAACAAAAAGUUGGUUUUAGUUAUGCAGCUUCUGUUAAUAUUGAGAAUUUUUUUGUCUUUCUUACCUCAGUUUCAACAAAUAAGUUUGCCUGCAUGCUGGACAUGCUUCAGUACACAAGAAUAGCCAGUGAAUAACGUCUACUAGCUUUUGGGAACGUGGAUCUCAGAGUCACUCUAGAUUCCUCAAGUUCCUAAAUCAAGUUCUUUAAAUACCCCCAGCCUUCUGAGUACUGGGCUUGUUAAAGAAACACACAUGGAGGACUAGCACCUACUGGGUGUUCAGUUUGGGGAAAUAGAUUGACUCUCGACCUUUGGUCAUGAUUUUAACAUAUGUGGAAAACAACAAAGAAUUGGAUGGACUCUUUUGUAAAACAGUGAAAGCAUAUAUCAUUUGUCCCUUGAGUGUAGAAUUGUUUUAUUUUGUAAUUCUGUUAGCAAACAUGACAGUUAAAAUGGUAUAUUAAUAUAUAAUUUAGAAGCUCCAUUUUAUAAUUUUCCUAUUCCAUGGUAAAAUAAUGCACUUAGUAAUUUGGGAGUUGGGUGGAGUAUUAUGUUUAAUUAGAGUCAUUGUCAGGAAAGAAUCCCUUGUAAAUUAAAAAAAAUUCUGUUUUAAAAAAUCUGAUUUUUAACUCUUAAAACCAUUGUCAAAUUACCAAUAAUUAAAAUUCUUUUAUUUUUAAAUCAGAAUUGCUAGUUCCUUGACUUUUGAGAAAGGUUUGUUAGAAAUAGGACCUACAUUUAAACUUUUUUCUUUAAUACAUGGUAUUGGAUAUUAACUUUUACACUGUUCUGAGCACUAUUAAUAUUUGCAAUGUAUUUUGAGAGAUCGUUGAAAUGGUAAUUAUUCUAAAUUUACCAUGAAUAGACUUCUUUUGGAUUCAGAAAAUAAAAAUCAGAUUUUUCAAAGUAA
Messenger RNA from Nycticebus coucang (slow loris), 3734 nucleotides. It is a transcript of the gene ACTR2, whose product is annotated as actin related protein 2. The transcript has 9 exons. Gene Ontology annotation, cellular component: Arp2/3 protein complex; actin cortical patch. The record is from RefSeq and is a predicted model, not a curated record. Gene Ontology annotation, biological process: Arp2/3 complex-mediated actin nucleation. The coding region runs from base 158 to 1342 and encodes 394 amino acids. NCBI's taxonomy places the organism in Eukaryota, Metazoa, Chordata, Mammalia, Primates, Lorisidae. Gene Ontology annotation, molecular function: actin filament binding.